Elephantulus edwardii (Cape elephant shrew) is the source of this 2106-nucleotide messenger RNA. RefSeq names its product zinc finger, MYM-type 2 (gene ZMYM2). Lineage: Eukaryota; Metazoa; Chordata; Mammalia; Macroscelidea; Macroscelididae. Gene Ontology annotation, molecular function: zinc ion binding. The record is from RefSeq and is a predicted model, not a curated record. Bases 1 to 2106 code for a protein of 701 amino acids. The transcript is spliced from 16 exons.
AUGCCCACUGCAACCCCUUGGGAGUGCAAUUCAGCCCUGAAACAUGUUCAGUUGCCCCAAAAAUAUGGAAAGCUGACUACUUGUACUGGCUGCCGAACACAGUGCAGAUUUUUUGAUAUGACUCAAUGUAUAGGUCCUAAUGGAUAUAUGGAGCCAUAUUGUUCAACUGCUUGCAUGAACAGUCACAAGACAAAAUAUGCAAAAUCACAAAGUUUGGGAAUUAUUUGCCAUUUUUGUAAGCGAAACUCUUUACCUCAAUACCAAGCCACAAUGCCUGAUGGAAAACUGUAUAACUUUUGCAAUUCCAGCUGUGUGGCAAAAUUUCAGGCUCUCAGUAUGCAGUCAUCUCCAAAUGGCCAGUUUGUGCCUCCAAGUGACAUUCAGUUGAAAUGCAAUUAUUGCAAAAAUUCCUUUUGUUCAAAGCCAGAAAUCCUGGAAUGGGAGAACAAAGUGCAUCAAUUCUGCAGCAAAACUUGCUCAGAUGACUAUAAGAAGUUGCACUGCAUUGUAACGUACUGUGAAUACUGCCAAGAGGAGAAGACACUUCAUGAAACAGUAAAUUUCUCUGGUGUUAAGAGACCUUUCUGUAGUGAAGGUUGCAAACUAUUGUAUAAGCAGGAUUUUGCAAGACGUUUAGGAUUGAGAUGUGUUACGUGCAACUAUUGCUCCCAGCUCUGUAAGAAGGGAGCAACAAAAGAACUUGAUGGUGUUGUGAGAGAUUUCUGCAGUGAAGAAUGCUGUAAAAAAUUUCAGGAUUGGUACUAUAAGGCUGCAAGAUGUGACUGUUGUAAAUCUCAAGGAACACUUAAGGAGCGAGUGCAGUGGCGUGGAGAAAUGAAACAUUUCUGUGAUCAGCAUUGCUUGUUACGUUUCUACUGUCAGCAAAAUGAACCCAACAUGACCACUCAGAAAGGACCAGAAAAUUUACACUAUGAUCAAGGUUGUCAAACAUCCCGAACCAAAAUGACAGGUUCAGCACCACCCCCUUCUCCAACACCCAACAAAGAGAUGAAGAACAAAGCUGUUCUUUGCAAACCUUUAACAAUGACAAAAGCUACUUACUGUAAACCUCACAUGCAGACGAAAUCUUGUCAAACAGACAUUACCUUGCAAAUAGAGCAUAUUAUUCUUAAGAUUGUAUAUAUGGUGAACCAAUAUUCUGAUAAAGUCUUAAAGUAUGAUAAUUGGAAGACAGAAUAUGUUCCAGUGCCUAUUCCUGUACCUGUGUAUAUCCCAGUACCUAUGCACAUGUACAGUCAGAAUAUUCCUGUUCCUACCACAGUUCCUGUUCCUGUUCCAGUUCCUGUUUUUUUGCCUGCCCCAUUGGAGAGCAGUGAGAAGAUUCCUGCAGCAGUAGAGGAGAUAAAAAACAAAGUAUCGUCAGAUUCUCUUGAUACGGAGUUGCUCACAAUGACAGAUAUAAUGACUGAAGAGGAGGGAAAACCAGAAGCUACCAGCAUCAACAGUGUAAUUAUUGAAGCAGAUAUCAUUGGAACUGAUAUCUUGAAGAACUCUGAUACAGAGACACAGUCUAGUAUGCCAGAUGUACCAUAUGAACCAGAUUUGGAUAUUGAAAUCGAUUUUCCCAGAGCGGCUGAGGAGCUUGAUAUGGAAAAUGAAUUUUUGUUACCACCUGUAUUUGGAGAAGAAUAUGAGGAACAGCCUAGACCUCGAUCUAAAAAAAAGGGAACAAAAAGAAAAGCUGUGUCAGGAUACCAGUCUCACGAUGAUAGUUCGGACAAUUCAGAAUGCAGUUUUCCUUUCAAAUACACAUAUGGUGUAAAUGCAUGGAAACACUGGGUCAAAACUCGGCAACUUGAUGAAGAUCUUCUGGUAUUAGAUGAGCUAAAAUCUCGAGCUCAAUGCCCCUCGCCAUCUGCUCACUCUUCAUCUGAAAAGGAUGCUGACCUGGGAGUAGGAGACAGCAGAGGUGGCACAAAAGGAAGCCCUGCCAGGAGGGAGUGCCCUCAGCAGGCCAGCGACCAUCCACACUGGCAGCCGUGCACUUGGGAUCUCCCCAAGCGUCUUCACAAAGAAUCUCCUACUGUUGCAUAUGUUCCUCUUGCUGAGAGGGGUGGCUGUAAAGUCAUUUCCUUUGUCCUGUAA